AUGCCUACUAAAUAUUCUAUUACAUCAAUUUCAAUUACACCUAUGAUUCAUGAUGAAACUACGUUUAAUGAACAUAGACGAGUUGCACGCAUUGCCAAAACAAUUGAUUAUAAUAAUAUUCCGUCUAAUAUUGAUCCAUUAAUUAAAGCAAAAUUACUAAAACGACGAGAACGGGCCAAUUCUAUUAUUAUUCAUUAUACACAUGAAAGACAUUUUUCACAUUAUAAACGAGCAUUUCAUCAAAUAUGGAAUGAUACAUAUCAUAAUACACCAGUCCAAACAACAAAACUUAUUGUUGGUAGUCGAAACAAUCCAAAUAUUUGCAAAAAAACUUGUUAG
This is a messenger RNA of Rotaria sordida, 339 nucleotides long. The record is from the annotation of a GenBank genome assembly. Lineage: Eukaryota; Metazoa; Rotifera; Eurotatoria; Philodinida; Philodinidae.